Lactuca sativa (garden lettuce) is the source of this 933-nucleotide messenger RNA. Its product is annotated as bZIP transcription factor 53. Lineage: Eukaryota; Viridiplantae; Streptophyta; Magnoliopsida; Asterales; Asteraceae. The record is from RefSeq and is a predicted model, not a curated record. Gene Ontology annotation, biological process: positive regulation of DNA-templated transcription. Gene Ontology annotation, cellular component: nucleus. Gene Ontology annotation, molecular function: transcription cis-regulatory region binding; DNA-binding transcription factor activity.
UUCCCUUUCCUUCUCCUACCUUCCUCACUACAUUAAACGUUUUUCCGGCAAUGUUGUCUGAAGUAUUCAUCGCCGGCGACCAUCUCCCUUCUGAUGGAGCCGGGUUCUUUGACACCGAAGGUUUUACUCCUUCGGAUACCCAAGAAAACCAGUUCCUUUUAUCACCCCAAGAACCUGUCUUCUCCUUCUCCGGCUCCGACGACUCCACCCCGAAAACAAACAGCUCUGACGAUGCCACCGUGAUGGAUGAACGUAAGAGGAGACGAAUGAUAUCAAACCGGGAGUCAGCACGGCGGUCGAGGAUGAGAAAACAGAAGCACUUGGAGAACCUGAGGAACCAGAUGAACCGGCUUAAGACGAACAACAGGGAAGUUGCGAACCGGUUACGGGUUGUGAACCUCCAUGGAAAACUCGUACGGGAAGAAAACCAGAGGCUCCGAUCGGAAUCGGUGAUGCUUCAACAAAAACUAUGGGAUAUACGUCAAGUACUGCUUGUCCGGCAGCUCCACCACCAGUUACUGCCAUCUGCAUGGCCAUGCAAUAAUAACGUUACGUCCAUCUACGAACAAUACCCACCAUCAUUAAUCACAUAAAUACCUCAAAUUUAUAAAAGAAAAAAAAAAUACUCCAUAAAUAAGUACCUAAUUAUUACGUGCAUUAAAGCAAUCGCAAACUCAUGCAUUGAGAGUCUUGAAAUAUAUCUUUGUAAAUUGGAAUCACGUAGGUCGAAUUAAGAAGAAAGAACUUUGGGGGUUUUCUUUUUGUUUUUUUAUUGAUCUUUUAGUUUUUGUGAUAUCUUGAAAAUGGUGGCGUUGAAGAACCAUCGGUGUGUUUAUGUCAAAACCAGAGUAAUCAUUUUGUGAAGAUUCCUCUGAGUCUUUUGCUCAUCAGAUAUAGUUAAUGAAUGAAUAACUCAGUUUGCUUCUCGUGUUA